Molecule: messenger RNA, 3223 nt
Organism: Dromiciops gliroides (monito del monte)
Lineage: Eukaryota; Metazoa; Chordata; Mammalia; Microbiotheria; Microbiotheriidae
Product: zinc finger protein 850-like
Exons: 6
Coding region: 397-2148 (583 amino acids)
Biological process (GO): regulation of transcription by RNA polymerase II; central nervous system development
Cellular component (GO): nucleus
Molecular function (GO): RNA polymerase II cis-regulatory region sequence-specific DNA binding; DNA-binding transcription factor activity, RNA polymerase II-specific
Source: RefSeq, a predicted model, not a curated record
UAAGGCAGGAGAAGGGAUCAUUGGAGUGAAGGCCUUGUAAGUGAGGGAGGGCAGGGCUUAGGGAGGGGAGGUAGGAGAGGCAGGCAGAGUGCUUGAGUCCUGGAGUCCUGGCUCUGAGUGCGAUUGGAGGAAGGGCUCAUUAUGAGGACCUCAGGGGCUGGAUCGGGAGGUGCUCUUGGGACUAGGAGGAGCCUUCCUGAGUGGGCUGAUGGGAAGCCGGAAGUCUUUGAGCUGUGAUCCCUCUGCCUUCCAGAAGCCAGCUCUGUGCUUGUAGAUCCCAGGCCAGCCUCCUGCCUUGGAGGAGAAAGGAAAGACCUCUCCCCUUCUGGGAUUCUUCUCCCUCCCCAGCUCUGUCUGCAGAGGACAUAGGACUGACCCAAGCAGGAUUGAGAGAGAAUGGCUCCUAAGAGCAGCAGACCUGCAGCCCAGGAGUCAGUGACAUUCAAGGAUGUGGCUGUGGACUUCACCCAGGAGGAGUGGGGGCUCUUGGACCCCCCUCAGAAGGAGCUGUACAAGGAGGUCAUGCUGGAGAAUGCCUGGAACCUGCUCUCCCUGGGGCUUCCUGUUCCCAGAGAAGAUGUGAUCUCUUAUUUUGAGCAAAGGGAAACACGGUGGAUGCUGGAGCAAGAAGGCCUGAGGCGCUGCUGUCCAGGAAAGAACAAACUGGAAAUAAAGGAGACUCCUGCAGAGAUAGGCCUUUCUGAGGAAGAAACUCGCCAGCAAAGAUGCAUAAAUAAUGAUCCCUCUGAUUUUGAUAGGAGAGAAAUCUGUGCUGCAACACAUCAGAGAAUCCACACUGGGGAAAAACCUUUUGAAUGUAAUCAAUGUGGAAAGACUUUCCCUUCAAGGUCACAUCUUGUUAACCAUCAGAGAAUCCACACUGGAGAGAAACCUUUUGAAUGUAAUCAUUGUGGAAAGAUUUUCACAUGGAAGUCAAUUCUUGUUAAACAUCAGAGAAUCCAUACUGGAGAGAAACCUUUUGAAUGUAGUCAAUGUGGAAAGACUUUCACAUGGAGGUCAACUCUUGUUAACCAUCAGAGAAUCCAUACUGGAGAGAAACCUUUUGAAUGUAAUCAAUGUGGAAAGACUUUCACAUGGAGGUCCUAUCUUGUUAAACAUCAGAUAAUCCACACUGGAGAGAAACCUUUUGAAUGUAAUCAGUGUGGAAAGACUUUCACAUCUAGGUCCCAUCUUGUUAACCAUCAGAGAAUCCAUACUGGAGAGAACCUUUUUGAUUGUAAUCAUUGUGGAAAGAUUUUCACAUGGCCAUCAGAUCUUGUUAAACAUCAGAGAAUCCACACUGGAGAGAAACCUUUUGAAUGUACUCAAUGUGCAAAGACUUUCACAUGGAGGUCAGCUCUUGUUAACCAUCAGAGAAUCCACACUGGAGAGAAACCUUUUGAAUGUAAUCAGUGUGGAAAGACUUUUAUAUGGAAGUCACAUCUUGUUAACCAUCAGAUAAUCCACAGUGUAGAGAAACCUUUUGAAUGUAAUCAAUCUGGAAAGACUUUCACAUCGAGCUACCAUCUUGUUAACCAUCAGAGAAUCCACACUGGAGAGAAAACUUUUGAAUGUAAUCAUUGUGGAAAGACUUUCACAUGGAUGUCAGAUCUUGUUAAACAUCAGAGAAUCCACUCUGGAGAGAAACCUUUUGAAUGUACUCAAUGUGCAAAGAGUUUCACGUGGAGGUCAGCUCUUGUUAACCAUCAGAGAAUCCACACUGGAGAGAAACCUUUUGAAUGUAAUCAAUGUGGGAAGACUUUCCCUUGGAGGUCCCAUCUUGUUUACCAUCAGAGAAUUCACACUGGAGAGAAACUUUUUGAAUGUAAUCAAUGUGGAAAGACUUUCACAUGGAUGUCAGAUCUUGUUAAACAUCAGAGAAUUCAUUCUGGAGAGAAACCUUUUGGAUGUAAUCAAUGUGGAAAGAGUUUCACAUGGAGGUCAGCUCUUCUUCAACAUCAAAGAAUCCACACUGGAGAGAAACCUUUUGAAUGUAAUCAAUGUGGAAAGACUUUCACAUGGAGGUCAGGUCUUGUUAACCAUCAGAGAAUCCAUACUGGAGAGAAAUGUUAUGAAUGUAGUCACUGUGGUAAAGCCUUCAUUGUAAAGUCAGCCCUUGUUUCUCAUCAGAGAAUUCAUAGGAAAUAGGAAUCUUAUAUAACUGACAUGAAUGAGGAAAGGCUUGAAAUGGAGUACAGAGCUUCUUUGACCACACAAAAUUCAUUCUGGUUAUAAAACAUCUAUGAACUUAGUGUCAGAAGCCUUUCAGCCAGAAAUGGUCUCUUAUCUGCUCAUUAGAGGAGUUAUAGUAUAAAGAAGCUUUAUGAAUGUGCUCAUCUGGGAUGCGCUUUUUUUCUGGAACAUUGAGGUUACUGGUAAAGGUCAAGUUUUUUGCCUGAUUAUAAAGGAAAGGUGAAAUAAAAGAAAAUAAUGCAUGCCAACCCUCCAGUUUACAAAACAAAUAAAAAAGGAGGUAAUAGGGUCAUGAAUUGCAUGCUUUUGUGAAGAAAGGCAUCUGGAUGUUCUCAGAAAUAGAAUGUCUUCAGAAUGAGGAAAAGGGUUUGAAUCAGUAUUAUGUCAACUGGGGAACAAUGUUUGGUGAAGGGAAGACAUCAGCAUGAUUUGACCAAGGGUAUAAAAAUUGGGGGAAUUUGGGGGAAUUUUGUGGUCUCCCAAAGGUCACCUGUAUGUAUGGCCUACAUUACAUGUAUGUUUCAGCCUACAUUAAGGCUACAUGCAUGUGACAAAGAACUUCUCAUUUAACUUUCUGCUUCUGGAUUUUUGUGACUCACCAAUCAUAGUGAUAAGGAAGGAAUUGCUAUGAUGGCCUUUAGGAAGAGCAGAACCAUUGUGGAAAAAAGCAGCCACUAGUAGGAAGGUAAGAGGCCCUGUGAUUUGUAUCAAAAUAGCCUCCCAUCUUUGCUCCUGCUCCCCCAGCCUAGAAGGGGGAUCUAAAAAACUAAAUUCCAUCUAAGGUGUAUCUGGGGUGAUUGUCAGUCAAAGGGAUCUUGAGGGACUUCUAGAGGAGAUAAUUUGGUGUAUCAGUAAAUCCCAAGUGACCUUUACCUUUGGUCUGGUCAGCCAAAGGGAAAAAAGUGCAAAUAGAAUGAAAAGUUUUCUGUGGAACUUUGAAAACCUUUUAAAAAAACUAAGAGUCUCAAUGCAGAGAUAUGUUCCAUGUGAUUGUACAUAUAUAACCUAUAUCAGAUUGCUUUCUGUCUUG